CAGCUCUCAGCAACGCUGGACGUCGCGUCAAGCUGGAUCUCUUCGCGGAACCCUCUGGAGGUUUGGGUGGCUCCUCUGUAAAUGGCGAAGUUGGAGGGGGCAUAGAUCCGACACAACGUGCUGGAUUACCCAAUUCACCUUCAUCUUCAGGUGGGUUCCAUCAGUUUUCUUCAAAAAGGAUUAUGUAGAGAGCGCAUGAGUUUUGGUGGCAUGUUAUGUUGUUUGCCUCCAAGUAUUUGUUGUCAGAUUUUAGGUUGGCUGUGGUCAUGGGAAUAUACAUAUCAGAUCAGGUCGGGCCCUGCCACAGUGAAUUUUUGAAUGACUUCCGUUCUGUAAUCCACUGUUUCGCAGCAUCAAAGCAUUUUGGAGAUUUCGUCUCGAAUUUUUUUAUAUCGGUCAACCACCACAGAAUCCUCUUCUGUUACUUGGACAAUAUAGUGAUGAUGAAUUGGAUGAGGAAUCGAGUAAAAAGCCGAACCAUGCUGUUGCAGAGAAUUCCCCUUCAGACCAUGUUGAUCAGGAGGGACCAACUAGUGAUGGGAAAGAGGUAGAUUUCAAUGCAAUUGAAGAUAUAGCUGAUGAGAAGGUUGAACCACGGGACAUGGAGAGAGAUUCAACUUCAGUUGACAUUUUACAGCAUCCAGAAGGUGGUGAUUCUGGAGAAGGUGAUGGAACUGCCUCUGCUGACAAGUGCAAAGAAGUUGAUUCCACAAAGUUUAUCUCUGUCACUGGAAGUGGAACUUCUGAUGCACAGAGUAUUGGAGAUGUGAGUUCAGGAUGGAGGAUAGUAAUGCAUGAGGAGACGAAUCAAUAUUAUUACUGGAAUACUGAAACUGGGGAAACUUCAUGGGAAGUACCUGAUGUUUAUGCUCAGACUACAUCGACUUCUGAUCAGAAAGCUCCUGAAAAUGAAAAUGUGGAAACUGCUCUUGUGGAUACAAAUGCUGUUAUCUCAACAUUAGGCAUUGGAUUGGAUAGUUCUUCUGCUCCAUUUACUGUAGAUGGUUCAACUGGUGCCAAUUUGAUUAAUCAAAGCCAAGAAGUGUUUUUUAGUGGGUUACAAAUAGAUGAGUCAGUUGAAGGAUGCAAAAUUGAGACUCUGGAAGAUAAAAAUUGGGUAACUAGUGUAUACCAAAAUGAAUCACAAAUUAAUCACAGUGCAGCUAGUGUUCCCUUAGGUGCUGCUUUAACUAAUGAAAUUGGAGGGAUGGAUCUUUGUACUGAUCUUAUGAGACAAUGUGAGUGUUUGUUGGAGAGACUCAAGUCACUGAAAGGAUAUGGUAACCACCUGCAGUGUCAUGAACAGAUGUCAAAGUACAUUUUAGAACUAGAUAUUAGACUUUCUGAUAUCCAGUCACUUUCAUCUUAUGGGUCAACUUUGCUUCCAUUUUGGAUCCAUUCUCAAAGGCAGCUCAAAAAAUUAGAAGAUGCCAUUAACAAUGAAAUAUACCACCUUGCUGUAUCUGCACAAAUGAAUGAUGAUGUUGUGGCAACUGCCAAUAAUUCUAUUGAAGAAAAGGAAAAAUCUUGGGGAAGUGUCGGCAAGCAUUCUGACUCAGAUAGAUGUGAGAACAAUAGGAAAUCUGAAUUUGCAAGUGUUGCUGCCAAUGGUGAGAAUGAUUCACAUAAUGAUCCUUGCGAAAAUGUAUAUACCAGACAUGUUUUAUCACCUGAACAUUCAGAAGGUGGUGCUGUGGUUAGUGAAAAACUGAAUGCGACUUCUCACCUGGAUCAUUCUGGUGAAGAUGAUAUGGAUGUUGAUAUGGAAGUUGAAGAUGAAGUUCCAGAAAGCAUCGGAGCCUUGGGAGAUGAUUCAAGCACCAAGUUUAUUUCUCCAGCCAGGCAACCGGGUCAGCCAAAUACGCCUGCAGAAUACCCAACUUUGACAUCAGGGAAUGAAACAAGUGUUCCACCGCCCCCAGAAGAGGACUUGAUUCCACCACCACCCCCUGAUAGUGAUCAGGUACCUCCACCGCCUCCUGACAGUGAACAAGUUCCUCCGCCACCCCCACCUGAUGAGCCUCCUGAACCUUCAUAUCCUUUGCUUCCUUCUUAUCCAGAGACUCAUCAACCUCUCCCAUACACAGAACAAUACAACUUACCCUAUCCAGAUCCUAAUUUCCAAUAUUAUGGACAGACAGUUGCUGUCCCAAGUAAUAAUUUAUAUGGACAUGCUGAUGGAAGUCAGGUUGGCGUGUCCCAUGCAUCACUUUAUUAUGAAACAGUUGCCAAUACAUAUGUGGAAACCACUCCAGUCAUAGUUAGCCCAGUUGAGCCAGUAGCAUAUUAUAACCUUCAAGAUGGAUCAAUGCCUUCUCUGCCUGAUGUUAGAGUAGAAUCUUCUUGUUUGCACUCUGAAUCUGUUCCUGGUUGUUAUGAUGCUUUUGCUUCUGAUCAAAUUAGAACUGUUGAUAAACCAGCUGAAGCAGGACAAAAUCUGAAACUUGAUGUUUCAGCUGUUGUCAGCGAGACAAUCACAGCAUCUGAGGGGCUGUCUUCUAACUCAGUCACUACUGAAACUCCUUCCACAACUAAUGUGGCAGAGAAUGUUUCUGCGCCUGCAAUAAAUCCUGGUAAUGCUGCUAAGGUUCAAUCCAAAGUUCCUCGCAGUAAAAAACGGACAGUUGCUGUUGCACCCUCAUUGAGGUCUAACAAGAAAGUUUCUAGUUUGGUGGACAAGUGGAAAGCAGCUAAGGUGGAGUUGAAUGAGAAUGAGGAAAACGAACCUGAAAAUGCUUAUGAGAUGUUAGAGAAGAAAAGACAAAGGGAAAUUGAGGAAUGGCAUGCUAAACAAAUUGCCAGUGGAGGGGCCAAAGAUAAUGCCAACUUUCAGCCUUUAGGCGGUGAUUGGCGUGAGCGAGUGAAGCGCCGAAGGGCUCAAGCAGCCAAGGAAGAUGCAAAGACACCACCAGAGGCCCCCAUCGUUGAAAACAAGCAACCUGAUGUGGCAGAACUCUCAAAGGGACUUCCAUCUGGUUGGCAGGCAUAUUGGGAUGAAGCAUCAAAACAGGUCUAUUAUGGAAAUGUUAUCACAUCAGAGACGACAUGGUGCAAGCCAACGAAAUAACCACCAUUGAAUUUUAGAGAUGCAAUCUCAUUUGUAAUUAAAUACAUUUUUGGUUGUAGUAGUGAUGGCUAGUUUCAUUAUUUCUUUUUGGAGUUCUUUCUUUUAAAAAUUUCCCCCCAAAUGUCUUCAUUUGCCAUGGCUCUUCAUUGUUUCUAUAUUUGGUGCUAGGUUCUGGAGUACAUGGUUUAUUCUUAUUUCUUGAGUUUGGUUAAAGAAAAUUUCUUGUAACUUUAGGGAGCAAUACUGCAGAAUUCUAGGCACCGGCUGAUCAAUGAUGAUUUCUUUGAAGGGAUAACGUAAAA
Molecule: messenger RNA, 3369 nt
Organism: Manihot esculenta (cassava)
Lineage: Eukaryota; Viridiplantae; Streptophyta; Magnoliopsida; Malpighiales; Euphorbiaceae
Product: formin-binding protein 4
Exons: 10
Coding region: 602-3067 (821 amino acids)
Molecular function (GO): protein binding
Source: RefSeq, a predicted model, not a curated record